UGAAGCUGUUAUAAAAAGGCGGUGAAACUGGUGAAGCGUCUCUAGAACGAGAACUAGUGUAUCUGAAUCCGCUCAACGUACAUUGACGUACGUGUGACCGUUCAGAUUGCUCAUCCUUGCAGCAAUUUGCAGCUGUACCUCUUUGUGCGCAUUUUAUCUUCUCUUUCACAAACACUACUUACAAAAUAAUAAAUAUUAACGUAAAUUUUGCCAUUUCAUUCAACCUUGAACGGGAUGGCGGCGGAUGAUCUUCUGCUCUGCCAGGAACCCUUAGUGUCCGUCGAGUUCGAGGUUUUCGGAAAAGUACAAGGUGUAUAUUUUCCAAAGUACGUGAGGGAUAUAUGCUCGCAAUUGAAAAUCUGUGGUUGGGUGAAAAAUAGUAAAACUGGUACGAUCCUUGGAAAGAUGCAAGGACGUCGAGCACUUGUCGAUCAAAUGGCACAGUGGUUGACAUCAGUGGGCAGUCCAGGUAGUGAGAUACAGCACUGCGAGUUUACAAAUUGGGAAACUGUUACAAAGCAGCAAUAUCAAGGUUUUAUGAUUCGUUUCUAAGAAUAUAGCGCAUAAUUGAACACGUAUGUUUAAUACUACAUUAAAUUCUAAUAUCAAUGCACCCUAGGUACUUUGAUUUGCAUGUGGUAUAAGAUAUGUUCAAA
Messenger RNA from Cyphomyrmex costatus, 656 nucleotides. Its product is annotated as acylphosphatase-2. Gene Ontology annotation, molecular function: acylphosphatase activity. The record is from RefSeq and is a predicted model, not a curated record. The transcript is spliced from 3 exons. Lineage: Eukaryota; Metazoa; Arthropoda; Insecta; Hymenoptera; Formicidae. The coding region runs from base 235 to 552 and encodes 105 amino acids.